GUUUAUUCUAUGGCUUAUCUGUUGUUGUGUGAUGCAAUGUCCAAACAUUCCUUCAAAAAUUAUUUACCAUCUCUAAUUAGUUGUGAUUGUGGGGAUUUCAACAUUCUAUAAGAAAAUUUAUUCUUUCAAGAUGCUCUCUAAUUUAGGAAUUGAAGAAUGCCUCAGAGAUUCCCCAAAAUUCAGAGCAUUUCUGGAAGACCAAGAGAGCCAUAUUGAUUUACUGGAAGGAAGAUUGGAUAAGGUUGUCAAAGUUUGCAGUAGCAUGGUUGAAGCUGGGAAAACUUAUGUUGCGCAACAGUCUCUUUUUGCUAAUAGUCUUUGGGAGUUAAGCGUUUGUUUUCGAACCGAUCAUGACACUACCUCAUACUUGAACAAAUUGAUUCAUGCUCUGCAAGAAAUGAAUAAGUAUCUAACGAUACUCCUUGAUCAAGCUUCAAGAACUAUUUUGAUGAAUCUGAACUCUUUUCUCAAAGACGUGAAAGUUAUGAGAGAAUCAAGGCAUCACUUUGAUAAAAUUUCAACCGACUUGGAUACUGCUUUGAUGCGAAAUGCUCAAGCUCCCAAAUCCCGCCCUCAAGAAAUUGAAGAGACCUUGAACAUACUGGCUGCUACCCGCGCUUGCUUUCGACAUACCGCCCUGGACCAUUUGCAUUGCGUCACGAAACUGAAUUCUCGUAAAAGUCAUGAAGUUCUUUCAACACUUCUGUCAUAUCUACAGGCUUGCAGCACAUACUUUCAUCAAAGCUAUGAUUUAAGUGAGGGACUACAUCCUCUUCUGAAACAAAUCGCGGAUGAGGUAACAAAAUUGCAGUUGGACACUUCACAUCAUGAGAAACAACUCGAUCACUUUCAUGCAUUGGUCAAUAAAGAAGACCUGGUUUCAUAUUCUACUGAUUCUGGCACUAAAAUGGAGGGCUACCUAUUCAAAAGAGCUUCCAAUGCUUUCAAAACCUGGAAUCGACGGUGGUUUUAUCUUUGUGAUAACAAACUAGUCUACAGAAAACGGACAGGAGAGGAACAAGCAACAGUAAUGGAAGAAGAUCUGCGGUUGUGCUCAGUGAGGCCUGCAUCUGACUCUGAACGCCGGUUCUGUUUUGAAGUUAUCUCGCCAACCAAGAGUCACAUGUUGCAAGCAGAAUCUGCCGAGGGAUACCGCGCAUGGAUAAAUAGUUUACAACAAGAAAUAGGUGCUGCAAUUCAGUCAAGCUCUUAUGGCAAAAACACGCAUUCCACUCUCAACACAUCUCAAAGCAAUUGCAAGAACAAACAACGUCGUACCAAAAUCUGGGAAGGAUUAUUGAAAAUACCAGGAAAUGAUACCUGCUGUGACUGUGGUGAGGGCAAUCCCAAGUGGGCAAGUAUCAACCUGGGAAUCACUCUAUGCAUCGAAUGUAGCGGAGUCCAUAGAGGUUUGGGAGUCCAUCACAGUAAAGUGCGGUCCAUCACCUUGGACGACUGGGAACCUGAAAUGCUUCGUGUAAUGGCUGAACUUGGAAACAAAGUUAUCAAUAGCAUCUAUGAAGCGGAGGUUGAUCAGCCAGAGCUCUUUUUAGAAAAACCAACGCCAAAGAGUACCAAUGCUGUACGAGAAGCCUGGAUCAGAGCCAAAUAUGAAGAAAAAUUGUUUGUGAAGCAAUUGAACAUUCAAGGGAAAGAGGCUUUAAACUCAUCAAAACUUAACCUAAAAGUUUCUCGAAAAUGGAGCGUCCGAAAAUUGAGAAGAAGACCGCGUAGUAGAGAAGACAAAAUUAGCACUAAAACAAUAGAGGAAAACUUUGACUUAAGUAAAAAUUCUGAACAAAGUUCAUCAGAACACGUGGACACCCCUGCCAGAGAAACACUCACUACCUCAUUCCAAGACUCAAUGUCAAGUUUGAGCAGUUUAAAAGAAGAACUCAUGGAAAUCGUACAGAAACCUGAACUAAUAGAUAUAACGGAGCGCAAGUGUGAUAAGUUGACAAAACCUGAUGUCAUAUCAUCGAUAGGAGUGUCAAAUAUUAGCAAUGGAAAGGACACUCUCAUUCUUUUUGAUGGUCAUGUUGGGCCUCAAACAUUAGACGAUACAAUAUCCGUCAGUAGCGAUGAUUCAAGUUGCGAGGAUGAAAACAAUACCUCUUUUGUCAAUGAAGAGGACAUAUCAAAGUUGGAACCAGAUCUUUUAUUAUACAGGGCAUCAUUAGCUCACAAUUUACCUGUCAUGUGCUAUGCUCUAGCGCUUGGGGCAAAUAAAUUUUGGUGCAAUAAAGAUGACAAAGGGAGAACGCAUUUACACCAGGCUGUGCUAAGUGGAUCAGUCAUGGCUUGUGAAUAUCUUCUUCUGAACGGUGUAAAAAUUAAUGCUCAAGAUGAUGAUGGGAAGACGCCACUACAUCUCGCUACACUCAGAGGUCAUACGGCUCAAGUAUGUCUUCUAUUGAAGCAUCGCGCUGAUCAGCACAUAGAGGAUAAUGAUGGAGACUUACCACUGGCUAUUGCUGUCAAUCAAGUUAAUGCAGAUAUAGUUACCUUAUUACGGUUAGGUAGAUUAAAUGAAGAGAUGAAGGAAUCGGAGCAAGGCGCUAGUGAUGAUACCUUCAAUGAUGUUUUCCAAGAUUUCUCUCUACGCGCCGCUAACUCGCCAAAUGAAAUGAUUCAAGAUAGUUCGUAAAGUACAAUUGCCUUCACUGUGAUAUUUAGAAGUCUAUUUGCAAAUCCUGCCUUUGAAAGUGCCCGCAUUUUGCCUUGGAGUGUUUUAGGUAAUGUUUGUGUGUUAUCAAUCCUUCAAAAGUUUUUGAAAGUUUUGAAGGUUUGUCUGACUGUUUUAAGUACCCAAAUAUAUAUGUUUUAACAGUUUGGCAAAGACUCAGUUGCCUCAUAAAUUUCGGUACUCAUAUCAGCUUUCCUUGUAAUAAUUAUCGUUGUUUUGUAUACAUUCUGUUAAUUUAUUCUGUACUCAAUGGGACUGUUGCUCAGUAUUUUCAACUCACUUCUAUGUGAAAAAUGAGAAAGCCUGCAUGUUUCUGUUUUUUAUUUCAUCAAAUUUUAGCCGAAAAAAAUACUUGUGAAAUCGUCAAAAAUCCAAGUCUGUUUCGAACAGAAAAAUAUUGCACCUACAGAUUUUGUGACCUUGUAAGAAGAAUUAACCGCCAAGUAUCCUUUUACUUGCAUUUUAUUAUUUAUUCUCAGGUUGCACUUGUAAAGAGAGGUCAUGUAUCUCGACCGUGCUUCCAAUAUAAUGGCUGUUUGAAGUGGUUAUUUUUUUUUAAAUGGAAAUAUUUGUUCUUAAUUUAAAUUACAGGUUAGCCGUGUUGCAUUUGAUUCAAGGUUGUUGAAACCAUGGGUUGUCGCCUCGUAUAAUGUCCUAGGUCUUGGGCCAAUGAAAAAUGUCCUUUUGAAGUAUUCAACUUCAGGCCUAUCUCUCAGUCAGAAAACCUGUUUUUAGCUCUUGAAAGCUCAAAAGCGGGUUUCAUGCAAAAAUUCAUCAUUUAUAAACUUAUUUUCAAGGCAAUUAUUGGUUCUUGCGACAGCCCCAUUAUAUUUUUUACUCAUUUUGUGGUUCAAAUUAAUCUGGUUUUGUUUUUCUAUUUUUCUGUUUACCAUCAGUGCAUGGUUCGUUUAAACCAAAGUUAAAUGAAAAAACACACUGCUUCUGAUGUUUCAUCAGAAUCUUAAAUUAGAGAGCAAGUACUUUAAUUCAAGCUCUAUACAAAAACAUUUUUUCAGGCUUUUGGAUAUUAAGUUGAUUUGUUUCUUGGUUUUUUCCAUUAUACUUUGGUUCAAUUGAACUGUGAGACUGAUUUAAAACGGAAAAAGUUCAUCACAGUUGUUAUAAACAUAACAGAGAUUUGAAAUUUUUAAUACAUGUACAGAAUCACUCCUACCAACUGGUUUGAAUAAAAUUUGUCAGAGAAAGUCAAGUUAAGUGUCCAAUUUUGCACUGGCAAUACCCUGUUUUAGACCUCAUGCCGCUUGUGAUUAACUGUUUUUAGACCUCAUAGCAUGGCGCUUGUGACUAACUGGUUUUUCCUUUUUUUUUUUAAAAAUUUAAUCCAAAUAGUGAAGGAUAUGCAGAUGUUCUGCUACCUGUAAAAAGUAACGAUUGAAGCUGAAUUGUUUUUUUUUUAACUCAAAGAGUCUUGAACCAAAAUAAUUCAUUCGAUAUUCUAAUUUGUCAACAAUGAUGCUUGUGAUACUUAGGCUGGAAGAUGAUAGUGUCAGAAUCUUGCCGCUAAGAAACCAGACUAAUUUGGACAGAAGGAACAAUAGGCUAUAAAAAUCAAAGAUUACCCCAUCAUGUUGAUAUUGGUUUGUUGAAGUGGCUCUCGCAAUGAGAUUUAAGUGCUUUCUCCUCUGAAUGAUCGAUAAUCUUUUUUAUUUUUAAUUUUUACAAUGUGUAAUCAUUUUUUAAUAAGUUAUAAUAUUUGAAAAUCAUAUCAACUCAUUACAUUCUAAGUUUUAUUUUUUUACCAAUGCAUGUUUUGAUCAAGAAUGUUACUUUUUAAUGCCUGCGUUUUAAUUUGAAGCAUUUAAGUAAGCUCUUACUUCUGAAGAGUGUACUUCGUUGACUUGUAUGGACAUUCGUAUUCACAAUGUUAGUUUAUUGAAAUAGAGUAACUUUUAAUAUUGCUAUAUAUUGCCAAUAGAUAUCAAUGCUUUUUGUUAUUAUGCUAACAUUUGCUGUAAAAGUUUUUAUGAUAAAUAAGUGGACCGAGGUUCCAGCUGGAAAGGUACCUAUUUUUUGCUUACUUCAGUCAUAGUAUAUUUGUCAUUGAUUCCUAGAUUGGAAUAGGUGCUCUUUUAAGUAUAUCUAAGUACAUGAUUCCUCUCUAUUAAACUCAUUCCAAAUGUAAGAUCUAGAAAUAAGAUAUUUUUUAAACAUUGAAAAUGAAAAGCUAUUUACAGAGUCCUCCCCCAAUAAGUUUAAGCACUUUUUGACCGUGACAGAGGAUCUGCUAUCUUGAUUCUUGCAUUUACUUUCAAUGCUAAACUGACGUCACAUGAUCUUCUGUCACAGUCUAGAAGUGCGUAAACUUAUAUGGCCUGGAUUCUAUCAAAUAAGAGCCAUGAUUGUAGGAAUAAAAGUUUUCUUUCCUCGGAA
Messenger RNA from Bemisia tabaci, 5077 nucleotides. RefSeq names its product Centaurin beta 1A (gene CenB1A). NCBI's taxonomy places the organism in Eukaryota, Metazoa, Arthropoda, Insecta, Hemiptera, Aleyrodidae. The record is from RefSeq and is a predicted model, not a curated record. Gene Ontology annotation, cellular component: cytoplasm. Gene Ontology annotation, molecular function: protein binding; GTPase activator activity.